Molecule: messenger RNA, 630 nt
Organism: Ilex paraguariensis (yerba mate)
Lineage: Eukaryota; Viridiplantae; Streptophyta; Magnoliopsida; Aquifoliales; Aquifoliaceae
Source: the annotation of a GenBank genome assembly
AUGGCGAAUGAAGGAAGUAAUCAUGGGGUUGUUGUUGUGAUCCAAGGAGAGAUGGAGGAUGAGGUAGACGCCAGCGUGGAGAUGCUUGGGACAUCCGUUGUCACUGCUUGCGCAUCCAUGGUGUUAUCCGAUGACGAAGGAGAGAACGAGGGAGCCCACUGCAUCGGGCAAGCAGGCGCUGGGCGCCGCUACGAGUCGCGCAAGGGGCGUGCAACUCAAGUGGCAAGCGAGCAGGAUAAAAAGUUGGGUGCUUUGGGUGCUGAUUCAAAUAAAAAUCUGAGCGCCACUUUAGGCGCUGGACUGGACAGCUAUCUAGGCACUACACUGAUUGGUCUGGGUGAGCACAAUGUCCGUGUGAUAGGGCAAAGGUGUGGGCAGAGGAAGGUUCUGGCUUCUGGUGUGCUGGGCAGCCCAUUAGGCAAAGGAAAAGAGAGGAAGGAGGAGCCCUUGGGCGUUGCUUCCACGCACAGGACAGCUGCGCGUGUCGCUCAGGAGUUGGGCGAGCAUGGGGAUUCUUUAGGCGAGCCUGAGGCUGCCUUAGGCGCCCCGACUUCUCAAGGCCUCCCUCGGAAUGGCACCGGCCACACUUUGCGCUCUCACAAGAAAAAAACAACGAAGCAAAGUAGUUGA